Saccostrea cuccullata (small rock oyster) is the source of this 978-nucleotide messenger RNA. RefSeq names its product homeobox protein engrailed-1-B-like. Gene Ontology annotation, molecular function: DNA-binding transcription factor activity, RNA polymerase II-specific; RNA polymerase II cis-regulatory region sequence-specific DNA binding. The record is from RefSeq and is a predicted model, not a curated record. Gene Ontology annotation, biological process: regulation of transcription by RNA polymerase II; multicellular organism development; neuron differentiation. The transcript has 2 exons. NCBI's taxonomy places the organism in Eukaryota, Metazoa, Mollusca, Bivalvia, Ostreida, Ostreidae. The coding region runs from base 162 to 851 and encodes 229 amino acids. Gene Ontology annotation, cellular component: nucleus.
UUUUUUCUAAACCAAACAGGCCAAAAAGUUAUUCUGGCAUUGAAAAAUAUGUAUGUUAUGGAGUUUUAUGAUUAGUUCUAAUAUCUGGAUGUGCGAAUGACAUGUAAAACGUUAUCAAUAUUUCUACGGGAUAGCGAGAAAUUUCAGUAAAGUGUUACGCGAUGGAUUCCAAAGAAGAACGUGUUCCAGUGGGAAACGAACAAGUUGUUGCAAGAUGUUCAAAUUUCUCAAUCGAUGAGAUCUUAAAGCCCACAUUUGGACCAUCAAAGAGACACUGGUUAUCAGCGUUUUCCACUGUUGGAAAAGGUUCAAGAACAAUCAACACAUCAGGUCUCAGUUUAGAUCUACAGAGAGACAGACACGAGUCUGCUUUUGUCAGACUUUCGCCCUCGGACUCUCAAGUCUCGGUCUGUUCCAGUCCGGAUUCUAAUCCAGCAGCUAACAGUCCGGUAGCCACUUCCCCAGGGUCGGACGGAAACGAAAAGCCCAUGUGGCCAGCAUGGGUGUUCUGUACGAGAUAUUCCGACAGACCCUCAUCGGGUCCACGUUCUCGGAAAAUCAAGAAAAAGAAAACCCCGGAUGAAAAACGACCAAGAACAGCCUUUUCCACCGAACAGCUACACAGAUUGAAAUCUGAGUUUGAGGAAAGUCGUUAUCUUACAGAAAAAAGACGAUUAGAACUCUCCGAGGAACUCAAACUGUCCGAAUCUCAAAUCAAAAUCUGGUUCCAGAACAAACGUGCUAAAAUUAAAAAGUCUACAGGAGCUAAAAAUGCCCUGGCCCUGAAUUUGAUGUCACAAGGACUAUAUAACCAUUCCACCGUUACACUGUCAGACGAAGGUGAUUCCUAGUGCUUAUUCUGAGAAUACUUUAUAUAUUUUCAUUCUCUAUUGAUAUAUUUAUAAAAGUAUUUUGAUUUAUCAUUUGUACAAAGUACAUGUAUUUUAAUCGUCAUUGCAAUAAAACUAUGUUAACUUA